UCCUCCCAUCAUUCCGGGUUGCAUUGGCUAUCAGGCGAUUCCAGAAAACAUCUCGAGGUCGCAUACUCUAGAAUAGCGACAAUGCAGGCAAAUCAAUACCCACAGCCUGCCUACGGAGGCGGGCAGCAGCCAUACAAUGCCUCUGCGCCGCCGCCAAACUACGGCCAGAAUUAUGGCAACAAUGCCGACUAUUACAAUGGCAACAACACAGAGUUCAACAACAAUCCUAACAAUAAUGCCGCGCCGCCUCAGAACUAUGGAGCACCUCCUCAGAAUUAUGGAGCGCCUCCUCAGCCGAACGCCGACGGGAAGCAGGACUUCUCACAGGCCUUCCAGAUCGCGAAGCCGCGAUUCAAUGACCUCUGGGCCGGUAUCCUUCUCAUACUCACAUUCCUGGGCUUCACGGCCGUUAGCAUCUACUGCAUCACGGGCUAUGGCCGCGGACAGGCGUCGACCUCGCGCGACACCUUCGGCAACAACAGUCGCUUUGGUUUGACCCGAAACACGAUCGGUCUGUUUGGCUACACCUUGGUGGUCGCCGUGGUCCUCAGUGCCAUCUACUUCGCCGUCGCGCGCAUGUUCACCAAGCAAGUGAUCUGGAUCUCCGGAAUUCUCAACAUCCUCGCCGCGUUGGCGUCGGCUGGCUAUCUCUUCUAUGCCAGAGCCUGGGCAGCUGCGGUGAUCGCGCUCCUCAUCGCCAUUUUCACCAUCAUCUGCUUCAUCAGCUGGAUUCCCAGGAUUCCCUUCAGUGUGCUCAUGUUCCAGACCGUGGUCGAUGUGUCGAAGCGCUACCGCUCUGUGUACAUUGUGUCUGCGCUCGGAGGCAUUGUCAUGGCUCUGUACGGCGCCUGGUUUGCGGCAACGCUCAUGGCCGUCUACGCCCGCUUCGAGCCGAGCAACCCCGGUGGGAGGAGCGGACCGAACGAGAACCGUGGCUAUGGCGCCAUUGCUGGUCUCUUUGUCUUUGUAACUUUCGCCGGCUACUGGAUCUCGGAGUGGUUGAAGAACACCAUCCACGUCACCAUCUCUGGCGUUUACGGCAGCUGGUACUUCAAUCCUGAGAACCCUCCUAAGGGAGCCGCUCGUGGCGCUGCUCGGCGUGCUCUCACCUACAGCUUCGGUUCCAUCGCCAUGGGUAGUCUUGUCAUUGCCAUUCUUGAUUUCCUCCGUCUGCUCUGCUCCAUCGCCCGCCAGAAUGAAGGUGGCAGUGGUAACUUUGCUGCCGACUGUGCGCUGUGCAUUCUUGGCUGUAUCCUCAGCUUGAUUCAGUGGGCUGCGGAGUUCAUCAACCGCUAUGCCUUCAGCUACAUGGCGUUGUACGGAGAUGCCUACAUCGCCUCGGCUAAGCAGACUUGGAAGCUCAUCAAAGACCGUGGUAUCGAUGCUUUGAUCAACGAGUGCCUCAUCAACCCUGUCUUGUCUCUGGGCUCUACUUUCGUUGGUGUCUGCUCGGCUUUCUUCGCUUACCUUUACUUGGCCUAUACCAAUCCGGCGUACAACACCAACGGCGGGUUCACAGCCGUCAUUCUUCUCUACGCUUUCCUCAUCGGCACGCAAGUAUGCGCUUGUGUCAUCGUGCCACUAACUAGCGGAAUCGACACCUUCUUUGUGGCUGCUUCGUGGGAUCCGGAGACGUUGAUGAGGAAGCACGGAGAUCUGUACGGACGCAUGGUGCAAGUAUACCCGCACGUCCAACAAGCUAUCCACGCUUGAAAGAGCAUUUCUGUCGCCUUUUGUGACGUGCAGUCAUUCUGACCCGUCGUUUGAAAUGCAUCCGCAUCCUCGGAAAGAACAUCGCCCUGCAGUCGUUAUCGAUGGACGUAAUCGGGAUGUCUGUCAAAGAAAACCCCAUAUCGAAAAGUAACGAGCUGCUCUGAAAGUGUUUUGAGCUCGAGUCUUAAUAGUAAUUCAUAGUGCAAUCCAAUCAUCAUUGAUCGAAAUGUGGUUCAUGACGAACGGCGCCAUGAUCGGCAAACUGCGAUCGUCGGGUAGUGAGUUAAUGAGAUCUGGUGGCACUGCACGUGUUUGUGGGUCGAUCUCAGAUCUCCACAUGCCCAGCACAUCAUGCCACAACAUGCCAU
Messenger RNA from Dissoconium aciculare CBS 342.82, 2081 nucleotides. Its product is annotated as duf580 domain-containing protein. Gene Ontology annotation, biological process: transmembrane transport. Lineage: Eukaryota; Fungi; Ascomycota; Dothideomycetes; Mycosphaerellales; Dissoconiaceae. Gene Ontology annotation, molecular function: transmembrane transporter activity. The transcript has 3 exons. Bases 82 to 1713 code for a protein of 543 amino acids. Gene Ontology annotation, cellular component: plasma membrane. The record is from RefSeq and is a predicted model, not a curated record.